Messenger RNA from Aspergillus pseudotamarii, 1443 nucleotides. Its product is annotated as amino acid transporter. Gene Ontology annotation, cellular component: membrane. The record is from RefSeq and is a predicted model, not a curated record. Gene Ontology annotation, biological process: transmembrane transport. The transcript is spliced from 7 exons. NCBI's taxonomy places the organism in Eukaryota, Fungi, Ascomycota, Eurotiomycetes, Eurotiales, Aspergillaceae. Gene Ontology annotation, molecular function: transmembrane transporter activity. The coding region runs from base 1 to 1443 and encodes 480 amino acids.
AUGGCAAGCGGGCCGCUAGACCUGAAAAAAGUCGGCACGGACAGCAACCCACAGAUCGAGGCAGUGCCCGACACAAGAGAAUGUCUUGAUGAAGAUGUAUCGCAGGACGUUAAGGAGGGAUUCACAGUGCAUGACCAAAGGGACAUGCAUCGGAUGGGUAAAAAGCAGGAAAUGAGGCGAAACUUCCGGCUCAUCAGUACCAUUGGCUUCACAACAUGUAUUAUGGGAACCUGGGAGAAUGUGCUGACUUCAACCUCCCAGGGCUUAAGGGCAGGUGGGCGACCAUGUCUGUUUUGGUCCCUGGUUUGGGCAUGCUGUGGGCAGCUUUUUAUCGUUCUUUCUUUAGCUGAAAUGUCCUCCAUGAAAUAUCAAAGGUUUCUUAGCUAUGCCUCCGGAUGGCUUUCCGCACUCGCUUGGCAGAGCGCAGUGGCAUUCAACUCCUAUCUGACCGGAACAAUGAUACAGGGCGUGAUCUUCUUGAAUCGUGAGACAUAUGCACCGGCUCGUUGGCAAGGAACCUUGAUCGUCUCUGCAGCGUCCAUUGGUAUGAGUCUUUUCAAUAUAUUUGCUGCGAAACAUCUUCCACUUGCCGAGGGCAUCUUCGUCACGUUCCACUUCUUUGCAUUUGCUCCAAUCAUAGUCACAUUACUCGUUCUUGCUCCCAAGGCCAAAGCACAAGACAUUGAGGACGCUGGUAUUACAGUUCCUAAAGCAAUGAUACUGUCAUUUGUCCUAAAUGUACCAUUGGCCAUGGGUUCAGUUCUAACAUAUCUAUUUAUAAUGCCUGACGUGCAAGACGCUCUCGACUCCCCUGCUGGUCUACCAUUUAUCUAUGUAUUCUCCGAGGCCACGAAGAAUGCAACCGGUGCAAGCGUACUAGUCUUGGUCAUCCUCCUCUUAUUUUUCAUGAUAACUAUUAGCUGCACGGCGUCAGCAUCACGACAGACAUUCGCCUUUGCUCGGGAUAAUGGCCUACCCUUCUCUAACUGGCUUGGAGCUGUCCACGCAACACUCCAUAUCCCCGUCAAUUCGAUUAUAAUAACGUGCGCUUUCUCACUAAUCAUGUUCUUGAUUAAUAUUGGUUCCGGCGUCGCAAUGAACGCCUUGCUAUCACUAGCUACCAGCCCUCUCAUGGGUACAUAUAUGAUCUGCAUUGCUUGCGUUAUCGUGCGUCGCAUAACGAAAUCUCCACCACUACCCCCUUCCCGCUGGUCGCUUGGUCGAUUUGGAAUGUCAAUAAAUAUACUAGCUCUGGUAUAUGCUUCGUGGGCAUUCUUCUGGAGUUUCUGGCCUGUGAACCGUCAAGUCACGGCCGAAACUCUCAAUUGGGCACCGGUUCUGUUUGUCGGAGUAAUGGGAAUAUCUGGGGUUUUGUACUGGCUGGUUGCGCGGAAGGUCUAUGAAGGCCCUGUUGUUAAGGUUGAAGGCCUGAAGUUUCAUUAA